This is a messenger RNA of Porites evermanni, 3534 nucleotides long. The record is from the annotation of a GenBank genome assembly. NCBI's taxonomy places the organism in Eukaryota, Metazoa, Cnidaria, Anthozoa, Scleractinia, Poritidae.
AUGGAGUUACAUCAAAACUACAUGCAGUGCGAACGCUCAUGUGAAGGAAUUUCUGGUGCCAUUUCUGGGCAAAAAAAAAUUCUCCGCAGCAAUCUGUCAGUCGAAGUAGAAGGGCCUAAUUUAAAUGCUGUCCACUCUUCUUGCAGUAACCUUAAGAAGCCGUUCGACGUUUCGUACAAUCCGCCGUCUUCCGAUCACUUAAAUCACCUUCUAGCAGACAGCCACAGUACAACAAAGCAGUCACCUGCAAUUCAGAAGCAGAUGUCGGGAUUUGAACGUGCGUGUUAUGAGGACUUUCAGAUGUAUAUUCCAGAAAUCACUGCAGAAACGAAAUUUGCAUCUCCGAGGAAACUCUGUGAAGAGAGUGCAGAUUUUGGUAUUGUUCAUCCAACCAUUAAUCAAGACUUUGCCUUAAACCAUCAUGCAAAUCCAAGCCAUCGAAAAAUUCUACCAAGUGAGACACAUUGCCACUACAAUAAAACAGUGAUGCCUUUUACUUUUAAAAGUUCAACUAACAAGAUUCCCAGAUCACUUGGAAACUGCAGCUACAAUGUGACAGUACCCAGUGCGUGUAGAGAAAGCACAUCAUCAUGGCCUAUAGAAAACAAUAAAGAUUUGCAAUUUUCCCAUGGUUCAAGGCUACUAAAGGGUACGUCACAAGUUUUACCACUGAACAAUGCUGUCAGUCAUUUUACACCACAGCAGCUGUGCCCAACUGUGAGCAUCCGUGUUGAUAUUUCUUGUCCUCUGUUGCCUUGCGGUCACAGCAGGAUGUCAUGCUGUUGCCAAGAUGCUUACGUUACAUCUCCUGAGCAAUCCAGUUAUAGUUACAUAUCAGGAAACUUAGGGCCGGGAAGUAAUGGAGUUAUAAUGUCAGACAACUGUCAGAGUUGUCCUGGAUCUUCUGAUACCAGGGUAAACUCUUUUGCUGGCACUCACAAACUUAGUCAUGCAACAGAUCAUUCAAGAGGUCACAACACAGGCUUUACCAAAAGCCAGUGUAAAUCAAAUGACCUUGUUAAUACUGAUAAGAAGUCAUACCCUCAAAGAUUUGAGACUGUGACCAAAAGUGUGAUUGGAUAUCCACUAUCAUCAAGAGCAAACGAUCACGCAAUUAACAUGUACAGCACCUCCAUGCAUAAUGGUAUCUCCAUGACUCAUUAUCAGCCACCCAGUCAAAAAAUGGGAAGUCAAAUCUACGAUUCUUUUAACUCCAGGGGAGUGAAAUAUGAAAAUGAUAUAAUGCGAGCCAGGAGUAUGGGUUACUCUGCUGAGGAAAAUUCUUGUAUUUCGUCUGAUGAGCACAGUGUGAAAGUUACAAGUUUUCAGAAUGAAGGAACUCAAGGAAAUGAAAGGACCAUGUACUUUCCAAAAACUUCACUAACUUCUUGCCAUGACAUUGUAGAAUUGAGACCCAUUGAUCCAGGAAAGGUUUUCGGUCAGUGUAAGUUUAAAGACAGUGGUAACAUGACCUCAGAUGAGCAAUGUACUUACGCUGAAUCAGCAUCUCACAGCAAAAAAUGGCGAGUAGAUACAUUGAUGGCACUACCAGCUGACAGUCACAGAGAAAUCAAGAGAGAGACAGAAUUAAAUGAAUUAUUGUUGGAUGUGCCAUUGAACCAGCCGUCAUCUCCUAUUGCAAAUCUUUCCAGUUUGGUAGCAAAAAUUGACCCUGAGCAUGGAAACAUUAUGACAGGACAAAAGAACAUAAAAGUGGAAGGUUAGGACUUGUUUUUUAUAAUUAUCAACCCUUUUAGCGUAAAGAGUGAUCAACAUCAAUUCUCUCCUAACAAAAUCAUAUACAUACUCAAGAGAUUAGGUUAUGAGAAUUUAUAAAAUAAUCACCCAAGGGGAAAAUACUUUGAUCUUUUAUAAAAUUUUUUAAAGUAAUUCUUAAAGGGAAUGAAAAUGUAAACAUAGAUAGACUUGAGAGAUUUUGCGAGUAGGAGUAUUAAAGUUUUGUUUUUUCCUGAUACCUUGCUGACAUUUUUUAGUGUUUACAUGUUAAUAUUAGCCUAACAAUGCAUGAGGAAUAAUCCUUAUCAUGCUAUUGCAACUGGCUUUAAACAACCCACAUAUUCAUUCUUGUUUUCUGUGUAUAGGUCGGAGAGGUGAUAUGAUAACUAAGAGGCGUUCUCACUGUGUUUGCCCCAAUUGUAUCAGUGGUCUGAACAGUGCAACACGAAACUUGCAUCAGAGGACACACAGCUGCCACUAUCCUGGCUGCGGCAAGGUACACUUCAUAAUAAAAUAAUAUAGCUCUGAAAGGUAGAAAUUAACACAUUUGUUGAAAGACCUUUAUCAAUCAUGAACUAAUAAAUUGUUAAUUAUACUAGCAAGCAAAGAAACCCUGGCCCUGUUUGAUGCAUAGAAUUCCUUUUUUCUGGACCUGUUUUUAGACUCGUUUUAUACUUUCUGAAGCCAUGAAUCACAUGACGUCAGUCAAAUUAUAAUGCUUUUACCCAGUGAAUUUUACCAGUUUUUCCUUGCUCCAAAAGGUUAAGGCUCAAAAUCUUCAUUACAACAAUUAAAUCAAUCAAUUAAUCAUUAGGCUCAAAACAGAUUAAGACUUUGCCCCUUGAAGGGUGAGUUAUUAACUGUCUUGGUGCUAGUGCACUCACUGUGAAACUCACAAAACCAUGAACACCAGAAAUAUUUAUGGAAUGUUAUUGUGUUGCAAGAAAUAAGCCAAUAAGGCGCAAGAUAACUAAACCGCAAACAGCAACGGUAAUAAGUUUGUGGUUUAGAGGUUUGCUCACUUGUCCUGAACUUUAUUGUGAUUGGCCAGUACACAAUCAACAUUCCUGAAAUUUUUCAGGUGUUCAUGGUUUUCUGAGUUUGACAGUAACAUACACCAACACAUGUAUGAUAAUAAACAAUUAUUGGAUGAGGUUUUUGUGAUAUCCAGAAUAAUCAAGGUAGAGGUAGGCGUUAUCAAUCAAGCCAAAGGUCAAGGUUGAUAAUACUCACCAAAACCUUGAUUAUUCCAAGUAUCAUACUUCCAUUUAUUUGAAGAAAAAUUAAAAUGACAAACACACCGUCUCAAGGAACCUGAAUUGAUAUUGUUAUUUGAUAUCAUGCAUUGCAUGGAAGCCUACAGAUUAGCAGAUAACUAACUAAUCUGUUAGUUGUGCUGAUUUCCAAAAUUAGCUGUGGGCUCUUAGCCAAUGAGAAUACAGAUAAUGAGUACAAUGUAUGAUAAUAAAAUAAAUCUUAGUUCAAAUCUGUUGUUUUUGGCAUCAACCAUUUUGGCCAUGAGGUGUGGUUGUGCUCUCACUCUUAACAGAUAAACAGCAACACCAACAAGAAUAACAGCAUUUGAUUUUCUUGAAAAAUAACAAUUUAUACAGGUAGUAGUGACCCACACCGGUAAUCAUUUAUGACUAUUAAUGCAGAGGAUCAACCUUGGCAUAAAGGGAAAACUAUUUGCAUCAUCUGUAAUCAUUUUUUUGUUCACAGGUUUAUGGAAAAACCUCUCAUUUGAAGGCUCAUUUGCGUUGGCAUAAGGGAGAAAGGCCAUUUGUUUGUAGCUGG